This is a messenger RNA of Eurypyga helias (sunbittern), 1439 nucleotides long. Its product is annotated as T-cell surface glycoprotein CD4-like. Gene Ontology annotation, cellular component: membrane raft; external side of plasma membrane. Lineage: Eukaryota; Metazoa; Chordata; Aves; Eurypygiformes; Eurypygidae. Gene Ontology annotation, molecular function: MHC class II protein binding; protein tyrosine kinase binding. The record is from RefSeq and is a predicted model, not a curated record. Gene Ontology annotation, biological process: interleukin-15-mediated signaling pathway; positive regulation of ERK1 and ERK2 cascade; T cell activation. The annotation marks the transcript as partial. The transcript is spliced from 8 exons.
AUGGAGUCACGUGGCACAGCGGUGAGCAUCACGCUUGCCAUCUUCUUGGUUUUGCAGCUGGGUCUGAUCCCCAUUCUGGCUCAGCAAAACGAAAUACAGACUGGGGUCGCAGGACAGAUGGUGACGCUGAACUGCAGAGGCAUCCCUCCUGAAAAUGAUGUGACCUGGAAGUAUUACAAGGUUGUCAGCUGAGAAACCUCUUCCUUUCUAACCAAGCGUAUUUUUUCAAAAGGUAGAGCUGCGAUGACCGAUCGAUCUGAAAUCGACCCCCACAGUAGACACCUGACAGUGUCGGACUUAAAGCUCUCCGACGCUGGCAUCUACACGUGUGAAUAUGGCUCUCGCACAGUCAGUAUCUCGCUGCACGUCUUCAAAUUGACGAUCUCUUUAGAUGGGCACUUCCUGCCAAAUGACGUCCCCGAGCUGACUUUAAUGCAAAGUGCAUCCCAUCCUCUACCCGAUCUCAGCAUCGCAGUGUUUACCAGCAACAGUAACACAGUCAUACCAGAAGUCUUACAAGACAAGACCCAUCAAAAAUACAUACUGAAGUUAAAGAAGCUGAAGGUUAUGGACAACGGGCGUUGGAUGUGUCACGUCCAUUCAGACUCGCCAUUGAUUAACCAGAGCAUCCCCUUUGACGUGAAGGUAUUAGGUUUUCAGAACCCGGAUUUGCAGAAAAAGUACGCAGCUGUUGAUAGUCCUGUUGUCUUGACAUGGCAUCUGAACUUCCAGAAGAUAAGAUGGAAAGAAGGUUUCACCGGACAACUGAGUUGGAAACAAGAAAAUGCAACCACUCACGAGCUUCUUGAUUUCAACGUCACAGCACAAGGAAACAAGCACGAGACCAGAAAAAGCAGACACUUUUGGUUUGAGAUACCUGAAAAAAGACCUGACAAUAUAGAAGUGAAACUCCCCAAAGUCCAUUUCAGCCACUCGGGGCGGUACCAGUGCCAGCUGGUGUACAAGAGGAGACGUGUGCAGAGCGAGAUAGAGCUGGUGGUGAUGAAAGUCUCAGCUAACCAUGUUGGGCCACUCCCCAGAGGGGCCCAGGUGACCCUGACCUGCCAGGUCUCUAGUCCACUUCCACCCAAUGCCCACUUGCUCUGGGAACGUGUGAAUGGGACUCAGAUGGACAUCAAGAAGUCCAAGCAGCAUGAAGUCAAGCUGGAGGUAAACGUCAGUGCCGCAGGGCUGUGGAAUUGUCACCUCGUGGAAGACAAUGACAGGAAAAUCAGCUCUGAUUACCUCGUGGAGGAAGCUCCUGUUUGGAUUAGCUAUGUGGUAAUUGGAGCAAGUAUUGGAGGCAGUGUAUUGAUGUUUGGCCUUGCAUGCCUGUGCAUCAUCAGUGGGGUAAACCGGCAGCGGAGAAGGCAACGGGCAAAAAGGAUGGCACGAGCCAGACAAUACUUGCUGGAAAACAAGACAUGUCAGUGUCAACA